Messenger RNA from Coprinopsis cinerea okayama7#130, 2007 nucleotides. Its product is annotated as ferric reductase-like transmembrane component/FAD binding protein. The transcript is spliced from 7 exons. Gene Ontology annotation, cellular component: plasma membrane. Lineage: Eukaryota; Fungi; Basidiomycota; Agaricomycetes; Agaricales; Psathyrellaceae. Gene Ontology annotation, molecular function: ferric-chelate reductase activity. The record is from RefSeq and is a predicted model, not a curated record. Gene Ontology annotation, biological process: copper ion import; intracellular iron ion homeostasis; iron ion transport. The coding region runs from base 1 to 2007 and encodes 668 amino acids.
AUGUCGUUUGGCAAGCCUCCUUCGGUUCCGGACGAGUUUAAGACCCCGCAGCUGGCGCUCAUCGACCACGGUUGGCAAGAAACGUUUACAAUAGUGUGGACGUCUGUGCUCGCUUUUGCUGUUGUGGUGUCGGUUCCUAGGUUUGUGAGGGCUAUCAAGACUGGGCGGGCGUUCAAGGGUGUCUUUGGGAUCUCGGAGAGUUGGGGCCAGACGAGGUACCAGGCGCUGUCAGCUGGAGUGCGUGAAGAGCAGCGGAGGGUUGAUGGGGCUGGCAAGAGUGUGUCAGCAAGAAAGCUGGAGGCGGUGUUGAAUAGGGUCGCGAGUGUGCUGUGGUGGUCGUUGCCUGGACUGGAGGUUAAUGCUGGGCAAGUGAUUCUCAUUGUGGGAUACCUCGUUACUGUGGUUGUGUGCAUCGUUACGGAUGCUACGCUAUCCAAGAACUCCAAUCGCCCAGGUUACAUCGCACUCGCACAGCUUCCCGUGGUCUUCCUUUUCGCGACGAAGAAUUCGGUGCUUUCGCUCAUCCUAGGCCCAGGGCACGGCUACGAAAAACUCAACUACAUCCACAAAUGGGCAGGUCGAUCCAUCUUCCUAUGCUCCCUCAUCCACGGUGUCCUCUGGAUCCUCAACCACAAGCGUAUCGGGAACCCCAUCACUGGAGAGAGCAAGGAGGAUACGGGUCUAGCGGCGUUCGGUGUGCUGUGUAUUAUGGUCAUCUCGUCGUUGCGCCCGCUGCGCAGGUGGUACUACGAGUUGUUCAAUGUCAUCCACAUCUUGGCAUUCGUGUCGUUCUUCGUUGCAUUGUGCUACCACAGUGCGAACUACCUUUCGCCAUGGAUCUAUCCCCCGCUUGCAUUCUACGGCUUGGACCUCAUGUUGCGUAUGUUCAGGACGAGGAUUAAGGAUGCGUUGUUGUCGCCUGUGAAUAGCCAGAUGACGUUGGUCCACAUUCCUGAUUGCUCAGAUGGCUGGGUAGCAGGCCAACACGUCCGCCUACGCGUGUUCUCCUCAGGACGAGUCUUCGAAUCGCACCCCUUCUCCAUCUUCACCGCUCCACCUGGUCUCUCAUGCGUCACCUCCCUUCCGGCAGGGAUCAACCUCGGUGCCAGAGUUAUGGGUGACUGGACCAAGGCGUUGAACGACUAUGCGCGGGAGACUGCCAAGGUGAUGGAAGAGCAGGAUGAGUGUGGCAAGAAGGAGAAGCCCGCAGUCACUCCAGAGUCGUCGAACGACGCCAAAGAGAAUGCUCCGUCGUUGCAGGUACCUGUACAGGUGAUGAUUGAUGGUCCUUAUGGUGGAUGCAGUGUCGACCUUGGACGAUACGAGACUGUGUUGCUCUUCGCUGGUGGUGCUGGUGCUACGUUCACGAUCGGAUUACUUGACGAUAUCGUAGGACGGUGUGUCAAGUUGCGCCGACGAGGUGGAGAGAUCACCAAGAGAAUCGAGUUUGCGUGGUGUGUCCGGUCGUUUGGUUCAAUUGAUUGGUUCGCCCCAGCUCUCAUGGACAUUGCCAAGGUGGCUGAAUCCUCCGACUUGGCUGUUCACAUCUCGAUCUACGUGACCUGCUUGUGCAACCCAGAAGCCGUCCCCCCGAUUCCCAACUGUGACGUCACAGUCGUCCGACCGACCAUUUACAAUGUCCUCACAGACCUCGUCACGCCUCCAAAUUCGACUUCCAACGCGAGGUCAGACAACGCGAGAGUGAAAGCGACGGAGAUCAAGGUGGAAGGGUUGGUGGUUCCUGAUGUUAAGAAACGCCCGUCAACUGCUGCGACGGCGACGACUGGUGUAUCUGAGAACUCGGAUUUGGAUGAGAGUGUAGAGUUUGAGCCGGCUGUGAGGGAUAGGCUUCCGUGGGUUGGUUUGGGUGGUGGUGUGGCUGUUUGUGCGAGUGGACCCGAGGGCCUUACGAGGGAGGCUGCGAAUGCUGUUGCGAGGUUGCAGAUUCAUAGCGAGGGGAGGGAGCUUGGGCCUGUUGGGGUUCAUACGGAGGUGUUUGGGCUGUAA